AGCGAGUAAGCGAUUCUCUACCGUCCUCUUCUUAGGUCCUUGUAAUAUUAAACGAAUUGAAUUUGAAACAAUAAUUACCUCAAAUCUAAUUCGCAUUAACAUGGCAAAUCGACCUAUACAGAAGGCGGCCAGCAGUCAGCCACAUUUCCUGCAGUUCAACAACCUCGCAUGUGAAACAGCUGGAGGAAAGGUGAUUUUUGCCACAGAUGAGUGGUUUGCCCCUGCCAGAAAUCUAUUGAAGCGAGACCCUCCAGAAUUCAUAGCCUCAGCGUUUACUGAAUAUGGGAAAUGGAUGGAUGGCUGGGAAACCCGGAGGAAAAGAAUUCCAGGUCACGACUGGUGCAUUGUACAGUUAGGAGUUCCAGGAGUUAUUCAUGGCUUUGAUGUGGACACAUCAUUCUUCACGGGGAACUAUGGCCCAUACGUCUCCAUUCAAGUGGCCUGUCUGGAUCAGAUUCCAUUGUUCACUCUUGAAGGAGAUCGUACAGGCAUGGCAGCUUCCCCAAGCCAGUUUGAAGCUGUGGCAAAGCUGAAUUCAGACAGCUGGAAGGAGAUUGUCCCGAUGACAGAGAUGAAGCCGGGUUACUCUGAAUCAUGCCACAACUACCUGAGUGUCACCUAUCCACACAGAGUUACCCAUAUCCGCCUCAACAUAUAUCCAGAUGGCGGCAUUGCCAGGCUGAAAGUCUAUGGCAUUGGGAAGAAGGACUGGUCCACUGUGCCUGGCCAAGACCUAGUGGAUCUUGUUGCCCUGGUUAAUGGAGGCGUAUGCGUAGGCUACAGCGAUGCCCACUACGGUCACCCACGCAAUAUGAUUGCCCUAGGGAGAGGUGACAACAUGGGUGACGGGUGGGAGACAGCCAGACGCCUGGAUCGGCCCAAGAUUUUAAGGGUGGACGAGAAAGGCAUAUUGCAGGUACCAGGCUGUGAGUGGGCUAUUCUCAGACUAGGACAUCCUGGCAUCAUAAGCAAAAUUGAGCUAGACACCAACCACUUUAAAGGGAAUUUUCCAGACUCCUGCAAGAUCGAGGCCUGCAGUUUGACCCCAGAUGAGGAGAACAAUUUAAUUCUUAACCAGUGGCGCUCUGACAAAAGCCCCAAGUGGAGAAUCCUCCUUCCUCCUCAAAAAAUUAAGCCAGCGGUCCAUAGCAGGACAAAUUGUGUCGGCAUAGUUGAUAAGGAUUCUGCAGGAGUCAAGUGCUAUCAGGUCAGGCCUUCUGUGCCCCAGCCAUAUAAAAUACAGUCUGUGGACUGUGGACCUCAUUCAUGCAGAAGAAAUGUCAUUGUGCAUGCAACCAUUCCAAUGCAAAUUGUUGCAUUAAAUUGAAUACAAACGGUUCACAUUCUGCUUGUGUUUCAUGAAUGAGGUCCAAUGUGCUGGACACAUAUAUUCAUUGAAUCGGAGUGAGAAAAGAUGCCACUAUUUUUACAAAACAAUAAACUACAGUAAAUUCAUAUUUAAAGAUUGCAGCAUGGAAUGACAAAACCCAAAACAAAAUAAGCAAAAUUAAAAACCCAAAUAUGAUUAUGCAUAUAGUUCUAGAUGUCCUUGAACAGGCUGAGCAUGUGGAGACGUAGACAGCACCAGACAUCUCUCAUUUCUCUGGAGUCAAACAGGCUGCAUUGUGAUUAAUUACAGUAUAUUAUGCUCACUCAUGCAGACACAUGAACACACUCGCUCACACACACUCGGGGCCCUUUGCCGCGGAGGAAGAGAAGUGUUUGUUGGGCUGAGCUUAAAUGACAGAGGGGGCUGAACUGCACACUCAGCACUUUGCUUUGAGAAAAGGUCAAUGUGAAAUAUCUGAUGUGUCUUUAUUAGUAUGAAAUAUUUCAGCUUGGUUUUUCCACGCUGAAUAUUGUUGAAAAAAUAAAUAUUUGCUUGUGCUCA
This is a messenger RNA of Rhinichthys klamathensis goyatoka, 1891 nucleotides long. It is a transcript of the gene allc, whose product is annotated as allantoicase. The record is from RefSeq and is a predicted model, not a curated record. Lineage: Eukaryota; Metazoa; Chordata; Actinopteri; Cypriniformes; Leuciscidae. The transcript has 11 exons. Gene Ontology annotation, molecular function: allantoicase activity. The coding region runs from base 101 to 1327 and encodes 408 amino acids. Gene Ontology annotation, biological process: allantoin catabolic process.